AUGAAAGUUUCGAUCGUAGUUUCAGUAUUUGAACUAUAUUUUACUUGUUAUAAAUUAAUUUAUAACGUUUAAAAGGCAACAUUAAAUUAAUGACAAUUAAAGUUAUGUACAGGUCUUCACCUUUGUUUCCUUAUAAGACACUUUUAUUUCCUUAUAAGAGCAUAUCAAUUAACCAAAAAAGAAGUUUACAUCUCCCAACUAUCAAUAAGUAAUUGUUACGUUUAGAUACAGUAUAUUUAAUAUCUAUUAUUUUAUAUACUUCAUAAAUAUAUGCUUUGAAAAAUGUAUAUAAUAUACUUGUUGAAUACUUAUUUAACUUCGAGUUUGAAGUAAUGACAUUAUUAAUAUUGUUAUACAUUUCAUUAGAAUAAUUAAUUGUGUUAAUUUUAAAUAAUGUAAGUAUAAGAAAAAAUGAUAAAAAGUACAUGCGACUAUAAACACGUAAGUGCAUUACAUAUUUAAUAGUUGUAAAUUUCGUAAAUAUAUAGGAACAAAAGAACUUAAGCUUUUGACUUGAUAGUCUAACUAUACAUGAUACAGAACAUAAUGUUUAUGUAUAUGUCGCUAAUAGUAAUAUAUUAUAAUAUUUAUGCAUUAUAUUUUUGUUGUUGUAAAUAAAGAAACUCACAGAUCUCAUUCGUAAAAUAUAUGCAAAAAGGAAGUUGGCAUAUUUUCCUUAAUCAAAAACAGAUCAGAUUAAGUAACGUACAACAAGGACGUGGCCUAGUACAUGGCGAUGGUGUUCAUGAUGGUCCAACGACUAUCGUCACUGAUCGAAUUGUUCGUAUUGGGUGUGGUCCGAUUUCUUGCUCAAUUUUGUGCCACUUUGCAGCCACAAGUCGGGUGACCAUCGAAGGUACCGUCACCCAGUUACGUCAGCGUACCCGUAGGUCCUGCUCACAACAGUAUAAAAGCCGAAAACAACCCGUCUGUAGUAUCAUUCGCAUUACAGACGUACAGAUCGAGAGAUCUUCCAAUCAAGCAAGCAGUAAUGGCCUUCAAGUUUAUCGCAUUCACCGUGUUGGUAGCAGCCGCCAACGCCGGAAUUUUACGGGAAGCUGCUCCGUUAUCUUAUGCUCCCGCUGCUCCCUUAACUUAUGCGCACGCCGCUCCAUUGGCUUACUCCGCGCCAGUCGCAGUAGCAGCGGCUCCCGUAGCUAAGGCGGUAGUGGCGGCUCCCGUGGCUAAAGCAGUAGAUGCUGACUACGACCCCCAUCCCCAAUACAGCUAUGCCUAUGACGUACACGACAGUCUGACCGGUGAUGCUAAGAGCCAGCAAGAAACCCGUGACGGAGACGUAGUUCAAGGCAGCUAUUCUCUUCUCGAGGCUGACGGAACCAAACGCAUCGUCGACUACACUGCUGACCCCGUUAAUGGAUUCAAUGCCGUCGUUCGCAAAGAAGCUGCUGCUGCUCCCCUAGUCGCCGCUGCACCAGUAGCCAAAAUCGCCGCUGCUCCAGUUGCCUAUGCUGCCCCCGUUGCCAAGAUCGCCACUGCCCCAGUUGCUUACGCUGCUCCAGUAGCUAAAAUUGCCGCUGCUCCAGCUGUAACGUACGCUGCCCCCAUCGCUAAAUAUGCCGCCGCUCCUGUUGCUUAUGCUGCCCCAGCCACGGCCUACAUCCACUGAAUCGAUCUGUUGUCUUUAGGAAUAAUGUUUCUCAAAUAAAUUACGGUUUUUUAGCAACUG
Molecule: messenger RNA, 1687 nt
Organism: Megachile rotundata (alfalfa leafcutting bee)
Lineage: Eukaryota; Metazoa; Arthropoda; Insecta; Hymenoptera; Megachilidae
Gene: CPR1
Product: cuticular protein 1
Cellular component (GO): extracellular matrix
Source: RefSeq, a predicted model, not a curated record